This is a messenger RNA of Prosopis cineraria, 742 nucleotides long. Its product is annotated as organelle RRM domain-containing protein 2, mitochondrial. Lineage: Eukaryota; Viridiplantae; Streptophyta; Magnoliopsida; Fabales; Fabaceae. Bases 151 to 579 code for a protein of 142 amino acids. The transcript is spliced from 3 exons. Gene Ontology annotation, molecular function: RNA binding. The record is from RefSeq and is a predicted model, not a curated record.
UCAAGGGGUUGAUAUGCCGUAGCUAUACGAGGGCUAACCAGAGCGGGUCGGGUCUCGGAAGCUUCUAGUCCCUCUCUAACUCCGAAGUCGAUCGUUACCUUGUAAUUUCUGUCGUCGGCGUUUGUUGGGGACUACAGUUCAUAUUAGCAGAUGGCUUUCUUCUCUGGAAUCCGUCGCCUUAUUCGCGAUUCAUCUUCUUCCUCUUCAAUUCUCUAUUCGCAAGGCUUCUCGAUUCGUCUUUGUUCAACCCUCACGACCCCCAAGCUUUUCGUCAGUGGUCUUUCAAGACUGACCACGGAUGAAAAGCUGAAGGAAGCAUUUGCUCCUUUUGGGCAACUGGUUGAAGCUAAGGUCAUAACUGAUAGAAUAUCUGGAAGAUCAAAGGGAUUUGGUUUUGUAACUUACGCAAACAUAGAAGAUGCUGAAAAGGCCAAGGAAGGAAUGAAUGCUAAGUUUUUGGAUGGAUGGGUCAUUUUUGUCGAUCCUGCCAAACCAAGAGAACCUAAACCUCUGCAAUCACAGACUAAGCCCUCUGAAACAGGUUUUACAGUAAACAAGACGGUUGGAUGGUGUGGUUGAUUGUUGAAGAAAUUUUCUUCGUUUUUAUUGUGUUAGGAUUAUUCUUGAAAGACUGUAAUCAUCUACACUAAUCAAACAGCAAUUGCUGGGGAAAUUUUGAACCAGUUGGUAUCUGGUGAUUGGACUUGACAUUUCAGGAAAUUUUGAUGUUAAUUUGGAAUUA